AUGGGAGUGUUUAAUUUAUUUUCAAAUAAACCCAGUUUGGAACCAGAUGUCAUAGAACUUGCUCCUCCAAGGGAGGAUAAUGGGCUAAAUAGCAUGGAACAACAACCCCGUGAAGAAAACUUAGAGGUUAAUGCCACAGAAAGUGUACCUGAGGACCAAAAUGAAGGUGUGUUCGACACACAUAUCGCAGUGUUGUACGAUAAGUAUUUAAAUUUUAAAGAGAAAAUCUCCAACAAAAUUAGAGAUAAAAUCAUGGAUUUUAUGAAACAUGACCUCCAAAACGCAACAAAUAGCGAUGAACUGGAUGAAGAAGGAGGCAUCACACCAAGAGAACCCGACCCUACAUAUGACGGACUUAUAUUCAUUCUUACAAUAAUACUAGGAUUUGUAAUGAGGUUGCCACUAAUGUGGAUACUGGGGUCACUGCUAUUCCUAAUAUAUGGAAAUUUUAAAAGGAAAAUAAUAAAGUGGGGAAUAAUUAACAUCGUCUUAUCAAUUCUAACCAUAGCGUACGCAGUGAAAAUGUGGGACUUCGUUGACCCUCAAGUAUUUAAUGUUGUUCGAGCUAGAAGAUCAAUUUUGCUGAGCAAAGCAAGACAUAUCAAAGGCGUUCCUGGAGUCUUAAACUACGAAGGCAAAGAAGCUUUGAUCAUUACAAUUCAUGGAGACCCUGAGUUUAAUUGGACAAUUAUACACAAUGAUUCAGAACAUAGCUUGAAAAAUGGUUACUUUUCUGAUCAUUUGCUAGUAAACAGUAAAUUGAUUCCUGAUGGUACUGAUAUGAUCAGGUUAAACCAAGAAAUUGAGUUAAAGGGAUUGUUGCAAAUGUCAGCAAAGUUCAAUACUAAUAAUCCAACCCCUCAAGUUCACCUCAAAAAACCUAGUUCACAUCAUUAUCCACUACACCACAAGCCUAGAAUUAAACCAUAUGAUCUUUCGUUAGAGUGUCAUCAAUUGGAGGAAGAUAAUCCACCAGCUGAUACACAUGAUGCAUUAGGAGCCCAUAAUGACGAAGAUAACCCAGAUGAACAUGAAUAUUCGAUCGUCAAACGUGUUGGAAAAAAAUAUCUGAACAGGAAAAGAAGGAAAAAUAUUCAUAUAAACUAUGAUGACGAUGAUUAUUCAGCCUUCAAUAUCGCAUACAUAAAUAACCAUCCUGAAGCCCAAGGAAUAGCUAACAAGGAAGAAGUAAAUCAAAAUCCUGUAGAUACUGAGGAACACAAAAUCAAAGACCACAAGAGAUAUAUAGGAGUCGAUGCAGUUGACACCGGCGUACUUGUGACUAGAAUGUUCUACGUCAGCAAGCUUUCCAAGUGUUCCUUGACAAUUGUGCCCAAAAAGGGAACCGAUGUUGUUUCUGUAUUCAUUAAAAGACUACAAUAA
Messenger RNA from Theileria annulata, 1383 nucleotides. RefSeq lists its product as uncharacterized. The record is from RefSeq and is a predicted model, not a curated record. The coding region runs from base 1 to 1383 and encodes 460 amino acids. Lineage: Eukaryota; Apicomplexa; Aconoidasida; Piroplasmida; Theileriidae. The transcript is spliced from 5 exons.